AUGCCGCAGGCAACACUUCCACUGCUGGCAAAGAUUUGGUUCCUUGCCGUGACCCCCGUUGUGGUCUUGGAUUCCAUCUUCGUGCUUACGCGCGCCAAGAGCGUGAACCUCCCGCACCCCCUGGCCGAGGUAUUCCCCUUCAAAUACUGGGUCCUCUACGCCCAGUACGACCGGCGCUACGCUGCGAACAAUGACCCCUUUGUCGUGGUGCAGUCGUGGCUGAACCUGGUGGAGGUGGCGAUGGGUCUCUUUGUGACGCUGUUUGCUGUAUGCAAUGCUCAAAACCUUGCCAUCAAACUUUCGAUCGUGGUGUGCCUGAUGACGCUAUACAAGACGGUCUUGUACUGCCUCAUGGAAAUCGCCGAGGGAGGCAAGCACACGCGGCACAACACCUUUCAGGAGAAGCUGACAAUGCUCAUCGCUCCAUUGUCGCUGUGGGUCAUCGUUCCAUCGCUUAUUCUUCUUCAGUGCUUCCGCGCGCUCGCCGUCGCAAACGUGCCAGCGCCCUCCAAGCCAAAGGCCACGGCGUCCCAGCAGCAUCAGCAGCAGAAACACCAUGACAACAGCAACAAUCAAGCCAAGAAGAAGAACUAG
Leishmania mexicana MHOM/GT/2001/U1103 is the source of this 594-nucleotide messenger RNA. RefSeq lists its product as hypothetical. The record is from RefSeq and is a predicted model, not a curated record. The transcript has a single exon. NCBI's taxonomy places the organism in Eukaryota, Euglenozoa, Kinetoplastea, Trypanosomatida, Trypanosomatidae. Bases 1 to 594 code for a protein of 197 amino acids.